Messenger RNA from Gigantopelta aegis, 1131 nucleotides. RefSeq lists its product as uncharacterized. NCBI's taxonomy places the organism in Eukaryota, Metazoa, Mollusca, Gastropoda, Neomphalida, Peltospiridae. Gene Ontology annotation, molecular function: protein binding. The record is from RefSeq and is a predicted model, not a curated record. The coding region runs from base 1 to 1131 and encodes 376 amino acids. The transcript has 6 exons.
AUGGUUUGGGGUGCUUUCUGUGGCAAUGGACGUUCUCGACUUCUUGUCAUCAGUGACAACCUCAACGCUGCUGCAUACCGCAACCAGGUGCUGGCCCAGGAAGCUGUGCUCUUCAUGGCAGCUCAUGCCUUGAAAUGCAUUUGCUGGUUUGAGUUCAAUCAAGUUAAAACUUUUGCAAUUGAUGAGCUACCAGUGGGCUUUGUUUGCUCCUCUUACGGACAGCUCAUGGUUAAUCCGUCCAACUUGGCGCUCAGAGUCCAUGCUGUUGAUUGGUGUCAUGUUCUUCUUGUGAUUGGCCUGAUGCCAGACAACAUCACAUUUACGAACACAUACCGCAAGAAUACCACUGUGAUGUGGGAUCAAGCCAGUGACUUUGAUGGACUCUCAGGAUACAAGAUAUCGUGGUCACCAGACGACGGCACUAAGAACGAGGCCAGUUCACAGAGAUCAUCGAAUAUCACAAAUCUGAACCCAGGAGUGACGUACACAGUGACCGUUACAGCGAUCAUUGAUGCAAAUAGCGGGAAUAAGCAAAUUGGUGCUUCAGCAAAGGUGACAACAAUACAAACCCUCACGGGAUCGUGUUUAGCACCAGUACUCUGUGGACGUCAACAUUAUUUCGCUGAAUGUGUUGGAGGAGCUUGUCGGUGUAUUUAUAAAAAAUACAGAAAUAGUGAUGGAAACUGUCAUGAAGUGGACGAGUUGAUACCAACUUCUUUUAAUGUCAGCAAAGUGUUAUCAUGGAGUGCAGAGUUUGCAUGGACAGUGUCAGAAUACGUUACUCAAGCACCCAAUUCUACCAUCCAGUACAGUGUGACUGUCAGUCUUAAUGCCCAGUUAAUUUCUACAUCUGAUACAUCAACAGUCAACGGACUGACUGCUGGACAGUCAUAUUCUGCUACAAUUGUGACAACACUUCAACAAGACGGGAAACAGCAAAUUAUUACCAGCACUGAAAAGGCGUCAUUCUCGACUAAUAAGAUUGGCAACAAUAUGACAUGCAAAUCUGGAGACGGAUGCUCUGAUGGCAAUGCCUACUGCAAUAUUACAGAUCCUGAACGAUGUCGUUGUAACCAGGGAUAUUUCUGGAGUGGAAACCCGCUUCUGUGUAAACCAGGUACGUCAACAUGA